AAAAAUGCAAUGAUACAGUUGUAGGUAUAUAGUACAUGCAGAUAAAGGUGACAAGGAUACAUGAACACCACAAUUUAGGUUUCUGUGUCAUACAUUUUCUUUUAACAUUCGUGUGUAAUUCUGAAGCUUGACAGAUGGUUAUGUUAUAGAUGGAAUGAUGGGCAAAGCAAAUGAUUGGUGAUUGGUGUGGGCAUGGUAACUCACCUGCAGUAAAAAAGCCAAUGCACAUGAUGAACUGUUUGGGGUAACUUUAAGUCUCAAAUAUGGAGAUGUUCUGGCUAAAACGUUAACAGUUAGCUGAGUGCAUUUAGGAAUCAAUUAAAAUGAUCUUAAAAUCAUGAUGAAUCAAAAUUUUGCUCCAAGAAUCUUUGCUGUGAUUUCCUUCCUUUUAUGCAAGGCCUGUGAGAAAAUGCUAUAUUUUCUCAAAUAUCAGCAUUGUAUAAAAUUUUCCAGCUAAUUUGGAUGUUUGAGUUAUAUUUCUAAUUUUUUGAGCAAUUUUUGUUUCAAAACUAAAGUAUGCACACUUACUUGUAGGAGUCAGAAGACCAUAAAAUUAAAAUUCAUCAUGAGUGUAUUUUUCUCCAUUUUGCGGAACUGUUCCCAUAGCCAUGGCAUAAAUGCCAUUCAUGCCUCUAAACUCAGCAUGUAUUGUGGCAAAAGUCUGCCCCUAUGGACUGCAGUUGCAUCUCUACACCCAUCUUUUCUCAGCAAGAGGCCUUCAAUUCAGCCUUGCUGUGCCAUGAGCUCCAUUGUGUUACCCCCAGCCAAGCUGGGCAAGGCAGCGUCUUCAGAUGAACAGUUGGAAUUUGUAUCUCUUUUUCCGGAUGUUGUAAGGGACCUCUCUACAGAUCCUGAAUAUGAUGACAUUCCUGAAGCUCUGAAAUGGUUUUCUAGAGUGCUCCAGUACAAUGUGCGGGGUGGGAAAAUGAAUCGUGGGCUUGCUGUUGGCAUGUCCUACAAACUCCUGGCAGAGCCAAGCACCAUCACACCAGGCACCAUCAGACAAGCUCAUAUCCUAGGCUGGUGCAUUGAACUGCUUCAGAGUUACUUCUUGGUAGCGGACGACAUUAUAGACAACAGUCCCUUACGAAGAGGCCGACCUGCAUGGCAUGUCAAAGAUAAUCGCGGUCUUGCUGCUUUCAAUGAUGCCAUUCUCCUCGAGGCUGGAAUCUAUAAGAUACUCAAGAAACACUUCCAGAAUGAGCCAUACUAUACACGUAUUCUUGAGCUCUUCCAUUCGGUGACUCUUAAGACAUCCCUAGGCCAAACUUUAGACCUGCAAUCCAAUCCAGGCGGCAAGCCUCAGCUGGAUCAGUUCACCAUGGAUCGCUACAAUGCCAUCGUGCGCUACAAGACUGGCUUUUACAGCUUCUAUCUACCUGUAGCACUCGCCAUGUAUAUGGCUGGCAUUUCAGACAGUGAUCAUGUUCGUGUGGCUGGCAUCACAGACGCCGAACUUCAUCGACAAGCGCGAACCAUCCUUCUUGAAAUGGGCUCGUUUUUCCAGGUUCAGGAUGACUACCUGGACUGUUUCGGGGACGCGUCGGUGACAGGCAAGGUGGGCACGGACAUCGGGGAGGGCAAGUGUACGUGGCUGGCGGUGGUGGCGCUGCAGCGCGCAUCUCCCGCGCAGCGCGCCCUCAUGGAGCAGCACUACGGCUCCAGCUCUGACAAGAGCGUCGAGGUCGUCACGACGCUCUACAAGGAGCUGGGACUGCCGGCAACCUACCGUAGCUACGAGGAGUCUACUUAUGCCCUUAUCCGCAUGCAUGUCCAGCAGAUCUCAAGAGGCCUCAACCACAAAGUCUUCUUCAAAUUCCUCGACAAAAUCCACCUGCGAUCUGUGUGAUAAAACCUUCGUUGCGACUCAACAGUUGUUGCAUUCUGCCAAAGCAUUGAUUGCAUGGCGGCAGUCUGUCGCCCCUUUAUGGUCGAUUGGGCGACCAUCUGUCGCCCGUUCACAGCUGAACGUUCACCAUCUCUUGAACAAACUUUUUCAUGGUCGAGUUCAAUUUGCUUGCCUGUUUUGUGACAGGCCAUGGUUUUUGUUGCGUUGUUUGUAAAUUUAAUUGAUGGUCACAUAUCGCUUGGAAUUUUAACAAUUCACGGUCACGGGAACGCACCCCUAUUGUUAAGAUAAUGUUUGUUUAAGUUUAAACUCAAAUUUGUUCUUCCAAAUGGAGCGCACUCGUUUGAUCUUCGUUACAGGACAGUCCAUCUGGUUUUGAGAAUUUUGUAGAUCCACUUCUAUCUGAACUAACUCGAUCCUACAUUUCCGCUUGAAGCUGCAUCACUGGAGAAUUUGUGGAUGCGUUUGAUUUUAGGACAAUUAAUUAAUUAUAUAUGGAAAUGUCGCGUAAUCAUGGUUCACAUGUUGGGAAUUUUUGGUAUGCUUGAGAGCCAGUAUGUUGCAGUUCCUCUCUUAUAAAUAUUUUUAGGCACGACUGAUGCUUAUUUUGCCGGGAUUCCUGUGUGCGAAUAUCUUGCUUAUCGUCUGCAAGUUUAUACCCUUGCUAACCAGCGUUUGGUGCCUCCUAUGCUUUUUGCUGCAACCUCUGUGGUAGUUGUAUUCGAUUUCAUCAAAGGAUUUGAUAAAAACUAAAAUUUAACACACUUUCAAACCCUUGAGAGCCCUGACUGCCAGAUUGUUUAGCCUUGUAACAUAUAAUUGCAGCUUCAGGUACAGUCUUUGAUUCACUCGGCCUACAUUUUUUAUGCACAAGUCUACAAAUACAAUAAAUGGAGAAGCACUAGAAUCGUUCGACGCUAUUUCUCGAUUUUAAAGAUUAAUUUUUUUUGUGUUAGGUUCUUUUCUGUUCUCAUUGAGAUAAUUUACUGUCAAUGAUAUCCGUUUGAGAAUUUUUUGCAGGUAUUGAGUAAACAAAUGUUUCAAUCUUCUCUUGGGUGAAUUCCUAACAUUUACUACUAGCACGCCGAGCGUUUUCUCGUGUCGAGACAUUUUCUUCCACAAAGAAGCCUUUCAGAUAACUCGUUUAGUCAUUUAAUAUAGUAAACGCGCAAACCGUCAUAAAUUCGCUGAUUUUUUUUAUUACUGUAAUCCCAUUUCCAAAUGCAAUUUAGUGAGGUGUGCCACCACCGUAAGUUAUGUAUUCUAAGUUAUGUAUUGAGUUAAAAACCAGUCUCAUUAUUUGCCUGCCGUGUAAAUUAUAUUCUUACAUUAACUAGCAGAAAUGUGCGUUAUUAUCUGUGCUCUUGAUAGCGCUCCUUCUAAAUCUUUCUCGCAGGAAGUAUAGAUUGGUUGAAAUAAUCUGAACGAAAUAAACUUACUUUGGAGCUUUACUUUGCAAAUGAGAAAUUCAGAUAACUUUACAGGUUUGUAUGCAAGUAAAUGUGCGAGUGUUUCGAAUCUAUAUUUGAUGCUCUCUUGGUUUUAAACUUUAGUACCCUCACUCUUAGUUAUUGUUAAUCUAAUUUUCCCGCCGUGGUUUUUCGCGUGCACCUCAUGCUCGAGUUAAGUGUCUGGAUUAAAUCUCGUAUCGGGAUGGAUUUUAUGCCUCGGGUACAAAAAUCGUUGUGUCCUCUUGUCUUCCAUAGGUGUUAAGUUCCCUUUUUAGUUGUGCAGAGUUGCGUUAAAAGUUGUUUCAUUAGAUCUAAAUCUGUUACUUGAAUUAUACAAUUCUUGAUCAAUUAUUUUAUUUGGUGUCGCAACUGUGUAUUUUCGUCAAAUUGCUUCUGUCCUAAAAUUAUCGUGAAGAUCAAUUCCUUUCUUUUAAAAUGAAAAUUAGUUUUGGUUUGCUUGAUGUGUUUGAACUAUUUCGUUAAAUUAUAAUAUUAUCAUGUGUACGGCAUUCCUUUGUUACGUGGUGCUAUUUCUUUAGUUUAAAUUGACAUAAGUCUUAAUAGAUUUAGUGAUGAAUCAAAAAGAAGUUUUCUUUCCUGUCCCAGUGAGGUCGUCGGUUUGAAGUAUUCGCCUCUGGAUCUGACAGACUCCAGUUACCCAAUAUUCUUGGGAAACGAACCGGCCCUUACUACUGCAUCGGGAAGGUCCCUAAGAUUGUAACAUAUUUUUCUGUGAUUUUCUUCCUCGAUUGAUAUUGCCAUCAACCAUUGCAUUAUCUCACAGUUUUUUUUAUAUUUCUUGAUGAUUCUGGGAAUUACAACGGAUUCUCAAUACCAACAUGACAUUAGGCGAGAGUUUUUGUCACAAGGAUGCUUGGUAAGAACUGAAAUACUUGCUUAAAAAAGAUAUAUAAAUUGAGAUAUUUGGGCAAUAAUUGUUUUUUUAGCUCCGUAGUGUCCAUUCCUGAUGUAGAAAUACUUGACUGGAAAGUUGGUAGUAUGCAUAGACCCGUGUUCAUUCACUUCAUUGUUCACGCUUAUUGCUCCCGUUAGUUGAUAAGAGGUUCUGAGCAUGUUAGUGAUGUUAAGAUGUGCAGUUCUACUAGUCGAAGUAUGGGCAGAUUUUUGUGGUAUUUUGUUCAUAGGUGCACAUUAUUAUUAAGAUCCCUGGUAACUGAUACUAGUACUUAAUUGGCCUCAAUAAAAUUUGUAAGGUAU
Molecule: messenger RNA, 4518 nt
Organism: Hyalella azteca
Lineage: Eukaryota; Metazoa; Arthropoda; Malacostraca; Amphipoda; Hyalellidae
Gene: Fpps
Product: farnesyl pyrophosphate synthase
Exons: 9
Coding region: 566-1849 (427 amino acids)
Biological process (GO): trans, trans-farnesyl diphosphate biosynthetic process
Cellular component (GO): cytoplasm
Molecular function (GO): (2E,6E)-farnesyl diphosphate synthase activity; dimethylallyltranstransferase activity
Source: RefSeq, a predicted model, not a curated record